AUGGGCUAUCCAGACAAAUUCCAGGGUUUCAUGAUCAAUGAUCACAACAAGUGGACUGACUUCAGGAAAGAAGAGUUCAAACCAAAAGUCUUCGGCGACAACGACGUCGACAUCAAGAUCGAGUGCUGCGGCGUUUGCGGCUCCGAUGUCCACACCAUCAACGGUGGUUGGGGUGGCUCGCCACUCCCGAUCUGCGUUGGUCACGAAAUUGUUGGCAAGGCCAUCAAGGUCGGCUCCAAAGUCAAGACUGUCAAGGAAGGAGACCGUGUUGGCGUCGGCGCACAGAUCUGGGCUUGCUUGAAGUGCCCUCAAUGCAAGAGCGACAACGAGAACUAUUGCCCGCAUCAGGUUGACACCUUCGGCGCACCGUACCCCAAGGAGGUCGACCCGGACGAGACGAUCACACAGGGCGGGUAUGCCUCGCACAUUCGGGCACACGAGUACUUCGUGUUUCCCAUACCGGACGAGAUCGCUUCCACAGACGCAGCGCCAAUGAUGUGUGCCGGUCUCACAGUCUGGUCGCCGCUCUCGAGAGCGAAAGUCGGGAAAGGCUCAAAAGUAGCCGUCGUCGGUAUGGGCGGGCUCGGCCACUUCGCCGUGCUAUGGGCUGCUGCGCUCGGGGCCGAAGUCACAGUAUUGUCGCACUCCGAACACAAAAAAGAUGAUGCUAUGAAGCUCGGUGCAAAGGAAUUCGUCCUCACCAACAAGGACGGCUGGGAGGAGCCACUGGCAUUCAAGUUCGACUUUGUCCUGAACAGUGCUGAUAUGACGCACACUUUCGACAUCAGCAAGUACCUCUCGAUCUGCAACGUCAAUGCUCCGUUCCACCAGGUCGGUCUGCCAGACGAGGCACUGCCGCAGUUCAAGGCGCAGAGCUUCAUGUCGAAUGGUUCAUCGAUCGGCGCGUCUCACAUCGGGUCACGGCCCGAGAUGUUGGCUAUGUUGAAGUUUGCGGCGGAGAAGAAGCUCAAGCCUAUUGUUGAGACGCUUCCUAUCGGUGAGAAGGGUUGUGCGGAGGCUGUGGAGCGCGUGUCCAAGAACAAGGUUCAGUACCGGUUCACUCUCACAGACUUCGACAAGGCGUUUGACGCUUAA
This is a messenger RNA of Cyphellophora attinorum, 1095 nucleotides long. RefSeq names its product NADP-dependent alcohol dehydrogenase 6. The transcript is spliced from 5 exons. The record is from RefSeq and is a predicted model, not a curated record. NCBI's taxonomy places the organism in Eukaryota, Fungi, Ascomycota, Eurotiomycetes, Chaetothyriales, Cyphellophoraceae. The coding region runs from base 1 to 1095 and encodes 364 amino acids. Gene Ontology annotation, molecular function: zinc ion binding; alcohol dehydrogenase (NADP+) activity. Gene Ontology annotation, biological process: alcohol metabolic process.